GACGCUUAACCGACUGAGCCACCCAGGCGCCCCUGUUCUCAGUUUUCAAGAGUUUCUUAUGCUUUGGCUCUGUCCCCCUCUAACCUCUUACAUUUACUUAUUUUUUGAGAGAGCACAAGUUGGGGAGGGGCAGAGAAAGACGGAGACACAGAAUCCGAAACAGGCUCCAGGCUCUGAGCUGUCAGCACAGAGCCCAACGCGGGGCUCUAACCCACAGACCGCGAGAUCAUGACCUGAGCCGAAGUUGGACGCUCAACCAACUGAGCCACCGAGGCGCCCCAACCAGUGGCUACAUCUUAAUGCAAUGGCACCUCUGGCCGUUUCUCCUUCCGUGCAAAAUGAACAGCCAGGUGCACUGCUGGAAGUUCUGUCCUCUGGGAGGAUUUCCUUUAUCACUAUCCUUGAGGGAUGUCCUGGGGAGGGAUGUCGUACUGCAGCCGUCCCUUUUAGGUGGUGCCUUAUGUUGUACAGAAUCCUCUGUAAACGCAGCCCCACUUUUCUCUUCUUCAUUCCCCUGGUGGUGGGGAACUUCCCACGUGGUGAUAGGUGUGGGCUGCCUGCAAAGAUAAUGUAGCAGAAACAGGGGCUGUGGGCACUUGGACACUUCUUCCUAUGACUGACUUGUGCCUCCAGGGCCUGUGCCAUCUCCAUCUCGUACGUACAAUUUUCAUUUGAUGAUGGAGUACUGGCGUGAAUAUCCAACUUUAUGACUUAGUGGGUCACACGGUUGAGGUCUUGACAGGCAGCUCAUUUCACGUGGUAACUAGUUGCCCAUCGUUAAGCGUUAGUAGCCCAGUAGCAAGCCAAAAUCUGUUUCUCAGAAAGAGGAACUGACUUUGUCGAAAACUCUAAGGGUCUGUACUGUGAUUAACCUAUAUGGGCUUGCCAAAGGCUCCAGACAGCAUCUCCCUCUGUUCUGACACUUCAAGUACCAUUGGAUCUGCUGGGUCAUGUGCCCAAGUGGCAGAGCAGCUGGCAGGGCGGCCUGACGUGGUGGAGAGCCUUUUUUUCUUCUGGGCCAUACUCAGAACUAUAGCUUUUUGGAUCAUUUGAUGUGAUGGAUAAGUUUUAUUUGGCUAGGGUAUGGUGCCCAGUUGUUUGGUCAAACACUAGUGUAGAUGUUGGUGUGAAGGUAAUUUGUGGAUAUAACUCUGUAAAGGAGAUUAUUGUGCAUAAUGUGGGUGGGCCUCAGUCCAAUCAGUUGAAGGCCUUACUAGCAAAAACUGAGAUUUCCCAGAAAAGAAGGAGUUCUGCCUCAAGAUUACAUUAUAGAAAUCUUGCCUGAGUUUCUAGUGUGCUGUUCUGUGCUACAGAUUUUGGAAUCAAGACUUUGAUAUUAACGUCUGAGUUUCCUGCCUGGUGGCCUGUACUACAAAUUUCAGAUGUGAUGUGCCAGCCUGUGCAGCUGUGUGAGCCAGCUCCUUAUAAUUACUCUUUUACUAUGUACUUUUCUCCCUCCCCCUUCCUCCCCCAUGUAUGUGUUAUCUCUCUCUCUCUGUGUAUAUAUAAUACAUAUACGUGUGUGUGUGUGUGUGUGUACACACACACAUAUAUAUAUAGUCCCAUUGAUUCUGUAUUUUUAAAAAAUCCUGAUUGAUACACUUGGUAGAUGGGCUGGAAUAGCACACCCAAAUGGGGAGGGGAAUAUGUUGCCUGUAAAAUCUAAAGAGGCCCACGGAAUGCUCCCUCUAUUUGCGUGUGGGAGGGGCCAGAUGCAACACCUUCUCCUUUACCUUAGAAGGGGUAUCUUGACAUGCCCCACACUCUGGACUCCUAGAAAUUAAUUUCAAUUAAGUGGAAGACCCCUGAAUAUUUUUCCAGUUUAUUUACCACCCUCUGACAUGCAAAUCUUUUAGCAGUAAGUCUGGGGUAGUUGCUGCUUCUUGCUCAUGAGAUCCAAUUAGCAACGGACCAGUGUGAUAUCUUGUAUAAGGGGGAGGCUGUCAAGGUCCCUGAAAAUUAAAUUUUGACUGAGAUCAUAGAGCUCUGGAGAGUUGAUAUACCUCUGAGGUGGGACAACUGCUGGACUUGCCAGCUGAAAACGGACUGCUUCUGAUAGAUUUUGUUAAUACUGAGAAAAAAGCGCUUGUAAGAUCUGUAUCUGCAUGUAUCUGUGUUAAUUUAUUCAGGUGGUGAAACCGCAUCUGGUAGAGCUGCCUCAAUUGGAGCCAUCACUGUUACGCUUGUGAUAAUCCACUGUCGUUCUCUAAGAUCUAUCUAUCUGUUUUCAGCACAGGCCGCAUAGUGAGUUGAAUGUUGAUGUGGUGGGAAUCUCCACCUCUGCUUUCCUUAGGUCCUUGAUGGUGGCACUAAUCUACGUUCCCUCCCUGAAAGCAGUAUUGCUGUCGGCUUACUCUUUUUUUAGGUGGAGGCAGUUCUAGUGGCUGCCAUGUGUCCUUUCUUGUCUUACUAGUCCUCACUCCACAGGUCUGGAAAACAGUGUGGGGAUCUUGCCAGUUGCUGAGUAUGUCUGUUUCAGUUAUGGAUUCUGGAAUUGGGAAAAUAACCAAAGGAUGGAUGCAGGGGACCCGCUGGACCCAUUGUGAUGUGGAUGUGAGCUACAACUCCAUUGAUUACCCGACUUUCAUAAUCCCCUGCUCUGACACAUGGACUGCAGUGAAAUUUUGUCUCUUGAAAUUAGUGUCAGUUCAGGACCAGUGUCCAAAGUCCCUGAAAAAGUCUAAUUAUUUCCUUUUCUCAAUGCAGUCAUCCUGGUAAAAGUCUGUACAUCCAUUUGGGGGAAGGCUGGGAGGAAAGAUUAACUGUAUGAAGUUUGGCUGUUUCACAGGGUCCUUCCUCAAGAGGACCUAUCUUCCCCUUUAUUUCAAGGGGUUUUGAGUCUGUAAACCGGCUCAAGUGUAGGAAUUUUUGAGGGGUCAUGAUUUUGUUUUGGUAAUUCAGGUUCACUGGACCUAGAAUUCUUUUGCCUAUAUAGAUCAAGUAACAAGUUAGUAGAUGGCCCAUCUGUUUUCUCUUCUAGAGGCCCCAUGAUCAACUAGUGAAUGUCUUAGGUCUCUGAGGUAGACUAAUCUGUUUAUCGUUUUCACUCUGCUGUCCAUUGUGGUAACCAUGUCUGUCUUGUAUUUGGCAAUUAAAUAUUGCCACCUAGCCCCUGACUCCCCAGGAUCCAGUUGUCCCCAUUGCAUGUAAGGACCCUAGUUCAGGGGUGGCAGUUCCCACUGUAACCUCUGACCUGCAGAGAGGAGCAACCAUGCUGAGGCUCACCACAUACAUUUAUUUGUCAUAGUUCAGGUGCAAGGUAUGUUCUCUGGAUCCUCCUGGGGUGGGUGAACAGGUUUUCCAUGAGAAAACCAUUUCAACAUUCCAAUUUCUCCAAGCCUUUGGAUGUCUUCUUCUACAUUAUGCCAAGGCAGUUUUGGCAUUUUGACUUCACUUAAUGUAGGCCACCUUUUGGUCCAUGUUUCAGCCAACCAACCAGUCAAAUCACUAGAGCUACUACAACCCCCUGAGCUAUAAGAUUGAAUCUAGAAUCUCUGUUUAGUGUUCUCAUAUUAAUAAAUUUGGCCACAUUCAACUUAAAAAAAUUUUUAGUGUUUAUUUUUGAGAGAGAGCGGGGGAGGGACAGAGAGAGAGAGGGGGAGACACAGAGUCUGAAGCAGGCUCCAGGCUCCACACUAUCAGCACAGAGCCCAAUAUGGGGCUCAAACCCACAAACCCUGAGAUCAUGACCUGAGCCAAAGUUGGAUGCUUAAGCGACUGAGCCACCCAGGCACCCCAGCCACAUUCAAUUUUAUUUUUUCCAUGUUAUCCCACAUCCUUGAUAUCAAAUCCUAUUCAUAUCCCCCAGGUUUCCUUUCUAUAUAAAGUGGGAAAAUUGUGAAUUCUAGUGUAUCUCCUGGGGGUAACAUUGUAUACCUCAUCUUUUGGGACCAGCUGGGUCUUGAAUCUAGUUACAGGUCUAGAAGAAAGGGUGAAUGGAGGUCCUCAUGAGAAUCUGUUGUCUUGCAAGGUGAGGCCAUUACAGAUUCUUCAUGCAAAACAGAGUUCAUCUCAGUUAAGUGUAGAAGGUCUGAUUCUACUAGCAAAGAAGAUCCUGCAGAAUUUAGAGGUUCAGUGUCCCCCACUUCAUUGAGAUCUGGCUACAUGUUUCCAUUCCAAUUUUCAGGAUCCUGUUUCUUCCUAAUGAGUACCCGUACUUUAACAGACAAUAUUGUGUGAAGUUAGAAAUUCAAUUUUUGUUGUAAUUCAGCCACUCACAGGAAGACACUUUGGGUUUGAUUUUCAGACAUCUCAGCUUUCAGGUUUUGGUAGAUAAAGAUCUCUGUCAGGGCAGACAGAAAGAAAUGUCAUUUAUGUGGCAUUUGAACUGGGCAUAUGAAGCCUUGAGCUUAUCUUUUUAUUUCCUACUUUAUCCAAAGUUAGGAGUCACCACUAAUGCCAUUAUAAUCCUUAGUUUGAUAAAUGUUCUAAGGUGUCAUUUGCAUGUUCACCCAGAACCUUGCUUUUUAUAAGUAUUUGUUCAAGAGUUAUCCAAGGGUUAUUGUUCAUACAUCUCUUGCUGCGUCAUGCCGUGCACUGCUGGUGUUUUCUUUACCUUGUUAUUGGAAAUAGAGUCAUUAGUGCCUUUAAAUCUAAUCAGAGUAGAGAAUCUGCUGCAGAAACCCCAGAGCCAAUUCAGAAAAUUCAUCCUUAAAAUUCUGAUCCUCUAAAACUAUUCUUGGUUUCCAAAUCAGUGUUAAGGUUCUUAAGAGAAACAGAACAAUUAUGUAUGUGUGUACACACACACACACACACACACACACAGAUAUCUUUUAAGAAAUUACCUCAUGAGAUUAUGGGGACCAGCAAGUCAAAUAUUAUUUGUAGGGCAGGUGGAAAAGUCACCUUGAUCCACCAUCAGGUCAAGAAAUAGAAUCCCACCAACACUUGUAGAAACUCCCUCUCCUGCAUUCCCUCUUAAUCAUGACCUUUCCUCCUGCCAGAGGUAACAUUAAAUCUUCUGUGGUAAUGAUUUCCUUUCUUUUUGCUUUUAUUUGUGUAUGUAUAUUUAAACACUAUUAUUUAUUUGUGUCUUGAUCUGUAUGUUAAUAGAAUCAUUGUAUUUUUUGUCUCUUGCUUUCACUUGACACAAGUGGGAGUUUUGUUCAUUUCGUUGUAUGUAAUUACAGUUCAUUCUAGUGGAAUUCUACAAUAUUCAGUUAAAAAUUUUUCUUUAAUGUUCUAUUUAUUUUUAAGACAGAGCAUGAGUGGGGAUGGGGCAGAGAGAGAGGGGGACACAGAAUCUGAAGCAGGCUCCAGGCUCUGAGCUGUCAGCACAGAGCCCUACGCGGGGCUCAAACUCACAAACUGUGAGAUCAUGAACUGAGCCGAAGUCAGACGCUUAACCAACUGAGCCACCCGGGCGCCCCUGUAGUGUUCUAGUUUUAAAUACUCCACAGUUUAAUCAGUUUUUCUAGUGGAUGCUUUGUUUGUUUCUAGUUUUGGCCUUUUAUGAACAAUGCUUCUGUGAAUGUCCCAGCAUUGCACAUCUGUGUGAGUUUCUCAAGGAUCCCUGCCUGUCACUGAGUCCGCCAUGUUUCACAGAAGAUGAUCGAUUCAGCCUGGAAGCUCUUCAGACAAUCCAUAAACAAAUGGAUGAUGACAAAGAUGGUGGCAUUGAAGUAGACGAAAGUGAUGAAUUUAUCAGAGAAGAUAUGAAAUAUAAAGAUGCUACUAAUAAACACAGCCAUCUGCACAGAGAAGAUAAGCAUAUAACUGUUGAGGAUUUAUGGAAACAGUGGAAAACAUCAGAAGUUCAUAAUUGGACCCUUGAAGACACGCUUCAGUGGUUGAUAGAAUUUGUUGAACUACCCCAAUAUGAGAAGAAUUUUAGAGACAAUAAUGUCAAAGGAACAACGCUUCCCAGGAUAGCAGUGCAUGAACCUUCAUUUAUGAGCUCCCAGUUGAAAAUCAGCGAUCGGAGUCACAGACAAAAACUUCAGCUCAAGGCGCUGGAUGUGGUUUUGUUUGGACCUCUAACACGCCCGCCUCAUAACUGGAUGAAGGAUUUUAUUCUCACAGUUUCUAUAGUAAUUGGUGUUGGGGGGUGCUGGUUUGCUUACACACAGAAUAAGACAUCAAAAGAACAUGUCGCAAAAAUGAUGAAAGACUUGGAGAGUUUACAAACCGCAGAGCAAAGUCUCAUGGACUUACAAGAGAGGCUUGAAAAGGCACAGGAAGAAAACAGAAACGUUGCUGUAGAAAAGCAAAAUCUAGAGCGCAAAAUGAUGGAUGAAAUCAAUUACGCAAAGGAAGAGGCCUGUCGGCUGAGAGAGCUAAGGGAAGGAGCCGAGUGUGAGCUGAGUAGAAGGCAGUAUGCAGAGCAGGAACUGGAACAGGUUCGAAUGGCACUGAAAAAGGCUGAAAAAGAAUUUGAACUCAGGAGCAGCUGGUCUGUCCCAGAUGCACUUCAGAAAUGGCUUCAGUUAACACAUGAAGUAGAAGUACAGUACUACAAUAUUAAAAGACAAAAUGCUGAAAUGCAGUUAGCUAUUGCUAAGGAUGAGGUUGCUUCUUCAUAUCUGAUUCAGGCAGAGAAGAUUAAAAAGAAAAGAAGUACAGUCUUUGGGACUCUGCAUGUUGCACACAGCUCCUCCCUAGAUGAGGUAGACCACAAAAUUCUGGAAGCAAAGAAAGCACUCUCUGAGUUGACAACUUGUUUACGAGAACGACUUUUUCGCUGGCAACAGAUUGAGAAGAUCUGUGGCUUUCAGAUAGCCCAUAACUCGGGCCUCCCCAGCUUGACCUCUUCCCUGUAUUCUGAUCACAGCUGGGUGGUGAUGCCCAGAGUCUCCAUUCCACCCUAUCCAAUUGCUGGGGGAGUUGAUGAUUUAGAUGAAGACACGCCCCCAAUAGUGUCACAGUUUCCUGGGACCAUGGCCAAACCCGCUGGGUCGUUAGCCAGAAGCAGCAGCCUGUGCCGCUCCCGCCGCAGCAUCGUGCCAGCCUCUCCGCAGUGUCCACGCGCACAGCUUCCUCCGCACGCCCCUCACCAGGUCCACGCCCGGCAUCCCCAGCACCCUCAGCACCCACAGCACUCCUUGCCUUCCCCGGACCCCGAUAUCCUCUCGGUGUCAAGUUGCCCUGUCCUUUAUCGCAAUGAGGAGGAGGAGGAGGCCAUAUACUUCUCUGCUGAAAAGCAAUGGGAAGUACCAGACACGGCUUCAGAAUGUGACUCCUUAAAUUCUUCCAUUGGAAGGAAACAGUCUCCUCCCUCAAGCCUGGAGAUAUACCAGACAUUGUCUCCUCGCAAGAUAUCGCGGGAUGAGCUCUCUCUAGAGGAUUCAUCCAGAGGAGAGUCCCCGGUAACUGCAGAUACCUCGCGGGGCUCUCCUGACUGUGUGGGUCUGACGGAAACGAAGAGUAUGAUCUUCAGUCCCGCCAGCAAAGUGUACAAUGGCAUCUUGGAGAAAUCCUGUAGCAUGAACCAGCUCUCUAGCGGCAUCCCGGUGCCCAAACCUCGCCACACAUCCUGUUCCUCCGCUGGCAACGACAGCAAAGCAGUUCAGGAAGCCCCACACGUCGCCAGGAUAAGCAGCAUCCCACACGAUCUUUGUCAUCACGGAGAGAAAAGCAAAAAGCCAUCAAAAAUUAAAAGCCUUUUUAAGAAGAAGUCCAAGUGAACCGGCUGACUUGAUGGAAUUCGUUCAAGGGGCGUCUUUAAACUGUUACCUCCCAUCCUCCACCCCCUCCCUUUUUUUUGUUUUAAUUUUAGGAAUGUAACUCCACUGGGGCUUUCCAGACUGGAUGCCACAGUGGAGUGUCCUAAGGGCAACUGUCUACUGUCUGCUUAUUUAAAUGACUAUAUAAUCAGUUCAUCAAGCCAGUUAUUACUGAGAAAUCAUUAAGAGAUGAGACAGUUUACAGUCAUUUCUGCCUAUUUAUUUCUGCUUUGUUAUUAGUGAUGUAUAUACAACAUUUUGUUGAAAGCCACUAUGGACUUACAAGCUUUAAUGGACUAGUAAGCCAGCAUGGGCUUGCAAAAAGUUCUUGUUUACCACACCAUCUUCUUAUCUUUCCACAGAGCUAUUUACAUCCUGGACUAAAUAACUUAAAGUAAAACUAAUUGCACUACCGUUUUCCAGACUGGAAAAAAAAAAAAAAAUCUCUGCAAGUGAAACUGUAUAGAGUUUAUAAAAUGACUAUGGAUAGGGGACUGUUUUCACUUUUAGAUCAAAAUGGGUUUUUAAGUAGAACCUAGGGUUUCUAAAUGACUUGAUUUCUGGAAAUGAAAACCCACGCUUUUAUUAUGGGAAGCUUCUUUAAAUGCAUUUAAUAUUAUAAAGUUUCAAGUCCUGCUGUAAAGAUCAUGUUGUUUUGUUUUUCCCAGGGCUUUCACUGUGAUUUACUGCAUUGCAGGCUGUAUGAUAAAAUAUAAAUAAUUUAGGGAGAGAAGGCUCUUGAUUCCUUACACAUGUGCAAGAGUUAAAACUUGAUUGAAGGACUUAAACAUUCACAAGCUUAAGCUGAGGUUGGGGACGUGGGGAUUCGAGCACUUGUUUACAGACUUUGAAUAACAUCAAAGAAGUUAUGGUUUGUGAAGAAUUUGUACUGUGGAAAAGAUAAUAAAUUGGAGACAUUAUUUUGUGGGACUGUGUUGAUUUUUGUUGAUAACACUCCACUGAAAACACUAUACAUUUUCUGGAGAGCUCAGUAAGCGGUCUUGUUGCUUAAUUGCACUAUAAGAAAUAGUGAUUUGGAAGUUGUCAACAAGUUUCUUUCCAUUUUAUAUUGUUUGUCAUACUUUUAUGUAGUUUGAAAUGUUUAAAUGUUCUAAUAUCAAGAUUAACAAAUAUAAAUUUAUGGUGCAUUUA
This is a messenger RNA of Acinonyx jubatus (cheetah), 8813 nucleotides long. RefSeq names its product stromal interaction molecule 2 (gene STIM2). Gene Ontology annotation, biological process: intracellular calcium ion homeostasis; activation of store-operated calcium channel activity; store-operated calcium entry. Gene Ontology annotation, cellular component: plasma membrane; endoplasmic reticulum. NCBI's taxonomy places the organism in Eukaryota, Metazoa, Chordata, Mammalia, Carnivora, Felidae. The transcript is spliced from 13 exons. The record is from RefSeq and is a predicted model, not a curated record. The coding region runs from base 5421 to 7622 and encodes 733 amino acids. Gene Ontology annotation, molecular function: protein binding; calcium channel regulator activity; calcium ion binding.